This is a messenger RNA of Thyridium curvatum, 2352 nucleotides long. RefSeq lists its product as uncharacterized. Gene Ontology annotation, biological process: positive regulation of transcription by RNA polymerase II; DNA-templated transcription. Gene Ontology annotation, cellular component: nucleus. The transcript is spliced from 5 exons. Gene Ontology annotation, molecular function: zinc ion binding; sequence-specific DNA binding; DNA-binding transcription factor activity, RNA polymerase II-specific. Bases 1 to 2352 code for a protein of 783 amino acids. The record is from RefSeq and is a predicted model, not a curated record. NCBI's taxonomy places the organism in Eukaryota, Fungi, Ascomycota, Sordariomycetes, Thyridiales, Thyridiaceae.
AUGUCUCCACCACUACCUGACCAGGAUGAGGAUGCAAGUGAUCCACCAGCUCCAACGCCAUCCAUCUCAAGUGCCGACGGAAGACCUUCUUCUUCCGAGACUUUGAUCAGACUGACAGCCGUACAUGCUCCGCGAGGCUGUCUCAACACGCAGAUCUUCAAUCCGCACUUCCGGGGCCAGGGAACAGCCUAUCUCAUGGCUUCAACCGGGCACUCAUUACUGGCAUCCGUCGGCCAAGGGUACCCCGCCGUGCCCGCCAAGCGGAAAAGAGGCGGAGAGAGAGUCCGCGUCACUCGGGCCUGUGACAGAUGCAAGAAGAGGAAAAUCAAAUGCAACGGCGAGCAGCCUUGCGAUUACUGCAAGCGCGUCAAAGUCAGCUGCACCUUCGACGCGGCCUACUCCAGAGGUCGACGUCCCUCCACCAGCCUUCCCCUGGCUGCUGGCGGCAGCAACUCGAUCACGGUGGGGAAUGGGAUCCCUGAUGCCGGCGCACAUGCAGCUGCAGUCUGUCACACCAGCGUCACCUCUCCAGAUUAUCAUGCUGGGCCUAACUCAGGGUUCGGCGGCGAUGCGCCGUCAUCACAGAGUUCCCCGGAGCCUGCGCAAACCGACUUGCAGGGCCACUAUGUUGGGCCUACGUCUGGCGUCUCGUUCUUGCUGAGGGUGCAGAAGCGCCUCCAUCAGGCAAUCUCGUUCUCGGACGAUGGCAACAUCUUCACAUUCGGCGAUGCUCCCUUGCAAGUCCCGACGUUCGACCCAAGCUUCUGCAUGAUGCUGCCGAGGGAUGACGCACAACAUCUGGUCGACCGUUACUUCGACUUCGCCAUGCCAACAUACCGUUUUCUCCACCGGCCGACGGUACAGGAGUGGUUUGACGAGUUCUACGAUACCCUCGGUAUCAUGUGCGACACACAAAACGCUCCGGCAAAAAUUGCUUUGCUGUUUACUGUGUUCGCUCUGGCUAGGGUGUACAUGCCCGAGAACGAUAGGCCAGGACCGCCAGACUUGAGUACACGGUACUUCCUUGCAGCAGACCAACAGCUUACAAGGGAACGAGGAUCGAUCCGCCUGACCAGCGUUCAAGUCCGGCUGACUCAAUGCUGUUACCUACUUACACAAUCCCGUAUCAACCAUUGCUGGAGCCUAUUUGGAACUGUGUCACGUCUGGCGCUGGCCCUUGGUCUCAACAGGAGUCGACGUGCCGAUGCGGCAAGCGGCUCCGGCAUCGUGGAAUCCGAAUCUCGACGUCGAACAUUCUGGUGUGCCUACACUCUGGACGCUUAUCUCAGUGUUACUCUUGGUCGGCCCAGGUCGUUCCACGACGAUGACAUCGAUGUGGAAUACCCGGCCUGCAUUGAUGACCACGAACUUACUGCCGACCUCGUCUCCACAGCAAGCUCUCACAAAGGCUUCUCGACAAUGCUUGCUCCGCUGGCGCAUAUAAAACUUGCCCGUAUCAUUGGGAGAAUUGUCCGCGAUCUCUACUCCAUUAAGCCAAUCUCAUCCAGUCGGCGGUCACUGCUUACGGAGAGGGUAUCCAAAGAUCUGAGCGACUGGCGGGUUGAGCUCUCACGCUUCUUGGACGCGGACUUUUCUAAAGCACCACUGUGCAUUCCUCUUUAUCAAAGACAACGGAACGUCUUGAACUUUACAUACUGGCAUGCCAUAAUCCUCACCUAUCGGCCAUUUCUCCUCAGUAACUUUGCACGGAGUUCACGGCGCAACAGCGGUGGUAGCGCCAGUAGUGAGAAUAUUGACACCGAGGAGUGUGUCCGGCAAUGUCUUGGCGCGGCUAUGAAUACGGUGAAGACGAUUGACGAGAUUUCAGAAACACAGAAGAUGUACCGCGCUUUCUGGAUCACAGCAUACUUUGCCUUCACCGCAACCAUUGUGCUGUACAUAUACGUGAUCCAAAAGCGAGCUUCACCCCCUGAAGUCUACAGUGCAUAUUUCGCAGCAGCCACCCAGUGCCAGUCUCGCAUCUCGGUCAUGGCCGAGAAAGGAUCCUUGCCAGAGCGCUAUUGUCUUGUCUUGGAGGAGCUACGCAUCGAGGCGCUGCGGCAGGCCAGGCGGAUGAACCCAUCGCUUGCAGCUUUGGAUGGAACAGACCACAGUAAUGUCCUUGGUGGAUUCGCAACAGUAGCAACGUCAAUGCCAAUGAAUGGGGGUGGAGAUGUCAACGACGUUGGUAACUACGCCGACCUGCUGGGAGACGGCACCAACAUAGAUUUUAACAACAUCCCGAGCUCAACCAUGUCCGACUCGCCAGACUGGGGCCACUUUGCUUCGAUGGUCUCAUCGGGGUUGGGCAACCUGGAUCUGUUCCUCGAAGAUGACGGGUUUAGGUUUUGA